AUGGGAGACAGAAGAGAAGCUGAUUCCAGGAAAACAGCGUCAAAGUGGCCGACCAUCAAAACAAAAGCAAAUCUUCAGAUAACUUGUCUUAAAGAUACUCAUCUCUUUACUGUGCAGAAUUUCCUCACAUCUGCAGAAUCAAAGGCUUUCGUUAAAGCUGCAGAAUCUAUUGGGUUUUUUCACCAAGGGAGUCUUGGCCCAACAAAAGGCGAAGCUUAUAGAGACAAUGAUAGAAUCUCUGUGAAUGAUCCUGUUCUUGCGGACACAAUUUGGGAGUCUGGUCUUGACAAAUUAUUUUCUGAUAUCAAAAUUCGAGGGAAGGCUGCUGUUGGCUUAAACCCAAAUAUCAGAUUCUAUAGGUACAAGGUUGGGCAGCGCUUUGGAAGGCAUAUUGAUGAAAGUAAUGAUCUUGGAGACGGAAAACGCACCCAUUAUACUUUGUUAAUAUACUUGAGUGGCGGUUUCAAACCAAAAGCUACAAAUGAUAAGACCAGUCCUAAGGAUUCUUCCUCAGAGCCUCUGGUUGGAGGAGAAACUGUCUUCUACGGUUCGAGGAAUACUGUUGUGGCAGAGGUGCCUCCCACUGAAGGAAUGGCUCUUCUACACAUUCAUGGAGACAAAUGUUUGUUGCAUGAAGCUCGAAACGUUACUAAGGGUAUCAAGUAUGUUUUUCGUUCCGAUGUAGUAUUUGCUUGA
Messenger RNA from Prunus armeniaca (apricot), 696 nucleotides. The record is from the annotation of a GenBank genome assembly. Lineage: Eukaryota; Viridiplantae; Streptophyta; Magnoliopsida; Rosales; Rosaceae.